Messenger RNA from Thamnophis elegans (Western terrestrial garter snake), 1638 nucleotides. RefSeq names its product copine family member 9 (gene CPNE9). Gene Ontology annotation, cellular component: plasma membrane. The record is from RefSeq and is a predicted model, not a curated record. Gene Ontology annotation, molecular function: calcium-dependent phospholipid binding. Lineage: Eukaryota; Metazoa; Chordata; Lepidosauria; Squamata; Natricidae. Gene Ontology annotation, biological process: cellular response to calcium ion.
AUGGCGUCUCCGGGAGACCUGGAGUCCGCUCCCUCCCGAGUGCCAGCCACCAAGGUGGAGCUCACCGUAUCCUGCAGGAAUCUGCUGGAUAUGGACACUUUCUCCAAGUCUGAUCCUGUGGUGAUUGUUUACAUUCAAGAAACGGCAGACAAAGAAUGGCGAGAGUUUGGCCGCACAGAGGUGAUUGAUAACACACUCAACCCUGACUUUGUCCGCAAGUUUGUACUUGACUAUUAUUUCGAGGAAAAGCAGAACCUGCGUUUCGAUGUUUACAAUGUGGAUUCCAAGACGUGCAACCUGCCCAAGAGAAAGGACUUCUUAGGCCAGGCCUUUGUGGCCUUGGGAGAGAUCAUUGGCUCCCAAAGAGGUCGCCUGGAACGGAACCUUACGGGAAUUCCAGGAAAGAAAUGUGGUGCCAUAGUGCUGUAUGCUGAAGAGCUCAGCAAUUGUCGGGACAUUGUCACCAUGCUGUGUGCCAACAAGCUGGACAAGAAGGAUUUCUUUGGCAAAUCAGAUCCCUUCCUUGUUUUCUACCGCAGCAACGAAGACGGCACGUUCACCAUCUGCCACAAGACAGAGGUGGUGAAGAACAAUCUGAAUCCGGUGUGGCAACCGUUUUCCAUCCCUGUCCGCUCCUUGUGCAAUGGAGACUACGACAGGACCGUGAAAAUCGACGUCUAUGACUGGGACCGGGAUGGCAGCCACGAUUUUAUUGGAGAAUUUGCCACAAGCUAUCGGGAACUCUCUCGCGCCCAGAACCAGUUCACAGUCUAUGAGGUAAGCGAACCUAGGAAGAAGUGCAAGAAAAAGAAGUACAUUAACUCGGGGACUGUAACCCUUCUGUCAUUCACAGUGCAGUCAGAAUUCACCUUUGUUGAUUACAUUCGAGGCGGGACGCAACUGAAUUUUACUGUCGCCAUUGACUUCACGGCCUCCAAUGGGAACCCUUCACAGCCCACUUCUCUUCAUUACAUGAGCCCUUAUCAACUCAGCUCCUAUGCCAUGGCACUGAAAGCAGUUGGCGAAAUCAUCCAGGAUUAUGACAGCGACAAACUUUUCCCUGCUUAUGGCUUUGGUGCCAAGGUCCCACCAGACGGCAAAGUGUCUCAUCAGUUCCCUUUGAACAAUAACCCAGACAAUCCCAACUGCGAGGGCAUCGAAGGAGUAUUGGAAUCCUACUUCCAAAGCCUACGGACCGUGCAGCUCUACGGACCCACCAACUUUGCACCUGUCAUCAACCAGGUGGCCUGUUUGGCUGCCCAGGUCACUGAUGGCUCCCAGUAUUAUGUUCUUCUCAUCAUCACCGAUGGAGUGAUUUCCGACAUGCUGCAGACUAAAGAAGCCAUUGUCAGUGCUUCUUCCUUGCCCAUGUCUGUCAUCAUCGUGGGAGUGGGCCCUGCUGAGUUUGGGGCUAUGGAAGAGCUGGAUGGAGAUGAAGUACGGGUCUCCUCCAGGGGCCGUUAUGCUGAGAGAGACAUUGUACAGUUUGUGCCCUUCCGAGACUACGUAGACCAUUCCGGCAACCACAUUUUAAGCAUGGCACGCCUGGCGAAAGAUGUCCUAGCCGAAAUCCCAGAGCAGCUGCUUUCAUACAUGAAGACCCGGGACAUCAAGCCUCUUUCUGCUAGACCACAGUAG